UCACAAAAAUUUAUAGAAAAUUAAAUUUGAAGAAAAAGGCAUACAAAUAUACAAAUCUAACUAGAGAACAUUGCCGAGCUCUUUCACGAUGUUUAUUUUUAGUCGAUCGAAAAUGCGCUGUGAGUUUCUUUAAUUCUGACGAAAUACAUAGUGUGGAAAAGUUGGUACCAAUCCCGAAGUGAUUGUUUUCAUUCAAUUUGUUUGAUAUUUUAUUAAUAAUUGAAAUAAAUUAAAUAAAUUGUAACUUGUAAAAUGUGUGCAAAUAUUCUACCCUGUCCAUUGUGUGAACAGCCCAAUUUUCGAAGUAUCGACUCAUUGCGUAUAAGCUUAGUGAACGUAACAAAUCGUCCACUGGAUUGUCCAAUUUGUCGCGAUGUGCUAUAUGGUUUAGACAAAUUAACUAUUCAUUUAUUCAGUCAUUCGUUGAAUCAAAAUAAAUCCGCGGAAACGGGAUACGGCAACUUUAUGGUCAAUGUUGAUUUGUCCACACCGUCAAAUGAAAAUAAGAUCGAGGCGUUUCCAAGCGAAAACAGAUUGAAUCGACGGAGCGCCUCACCUUCAAAUGAAACUGUCUCUUUGAAUCAACCGAACCAGAACUGUGCGCCUUCAAAACAAAUCAUCGAACCCCAAUGCGAUAUGUGUGGUGCCAACUUCAGCACUCACGAAUUGCAUCGAUUGCAUUUGAAAUUGGUGCACGAAGCUAGCGAUGAAGAUAUUCAGCGGAACGAAUCGGUGAUUGGAGAAAAGGAUCACAAAAACUGUUUUCCGUGUCAUCUGUGUUCGAAGUAUUUCAAGAUGAAAGGAUCAUUGCGGGUUCAUUUAAAAGUUGUUCAUUCAUUUGGGAAAACCGGACGAAUCAGUAUACCCAUAUUGGAUUGCUAUAAACAAGCAACACCAUUGUGUAAUAAUGCAACAGAAUUGCGUGGGGCUGAUGGUGUGUUUAGUGCCGAAAAUAAACUGAACAAUGCUGAGGUCAAAGCUUGGGAGUGUGAUGUUUGUGCCAAGUCAUUUACAACGAAGUACUUUUUGAAAAAACAUAAACGACUGCAUACAGGAGAGAUGCCGUACCGAUGCGAGAUAUGUGGGAAAAAUUUCACAUUUCAACAGUCUUACCACAAGCACCUUCUAUAUCACAGCGACGAAAAACCACAUAUUUGUUGUACAUGCGGUAGAGCUUUUAAGGAGCUUUCGACACUUCACAAUCAUGAACGCAUUCACAGUGGAGAGAAACCUUUUCAGUGCGAGACGUGUGAUAAGUGCUUUAGACAACGAGUCUCUUACCUAGUGCAUCGUAGAAUACAUACAGGUUCAAUGCCUUACAAGUGUACAGCAUGCGAAAAAAGUUUUCGCUACAAGGUAUCUCAACGAACGCAUAAAUGUCUGGCUGAACCUCCAGGUACUGUUGUUCGACAAACGGGUGACUUACUACAGAAACUCAUACAGAGUGUGUCGUUAGGUAACGAGCACAUCGAUGUUGCUGACAAAGACUUUCUCAAUCAAUCGUUGGACGAAUUUGUAAAAGAAUCGUGCGACAAGAUUGGAAUCGGUGACGACGGUAACAUUAGCUUUCAAGACGGUACGACAACGAUUCCAAUCGAAGUGCAAAUUCCGUCGCCGUCGGAAAAGUUUCAGAACAUGUGCUUGUAUUCACCCGCAGAAAAUGUUGCUUUUAAUGAUUCGUUAGAUCUUUACGGAGACGAUGACGUUGGAUUGUGAAAAUUGGAAUUUUUUAAUAAAAAAUGUAUUUAUUUUAC
Bradysia coprophila is the source of this 1754-nucleotide messenger RNA. RefSeq lists its product as uncharacterized. Gene Ontology annotation, cellular component: nucleus. Gene Ontology annotation, biological process: regulation of transcription by RNA polymerase II. Gene Ontology annotation, molecular function: DNA-binding transcription factor activity, RNA polymerase II-specific; RNA polymerase II cis-regulatory region sequence-specific DNA binding. The record is from RefSeq and is a predicted model, not a curated record. NCBI's taxonomy places the organism in Eukaryota, Metazoa, Arthropoda, Insecta, Diptera, Sciaridae.